GCCGGGGCCCCGCGGGCCGCCGCGGCGGCGCAGGCAGUGUGUGCUGGCACUGAGAACAAGCUGAGCUCCCUGUCUGACCUGGAGCAGCAGUACCGCGCCCUGCGCAAGUACUAUGAGAACUGUGAGGUGGUGAUGGGCAACCUGGAGAUCACCAGCAUCGAGCACAACAGGGACCUCUCCUUCCUGAGGUCUAUCCGAGAAGUCACGGGCUAUGUGUUGGUGGCUUUGAACCAGUUUGAGUACCUGCCCCUGGAGAACCUGCGCAUCGUUCGUGGGACCAAGCUCUACGAGGAGCGAUAUGCUCUGGCCAUAUUCCUUAACUACAGGAAGGAUGGGAACUUUGGACUCAGGGAACUUGGCUUGAGGAACCUGACAGAGAUACUGAAUGGAGGGGUGUACGUUGGCCAGAACAAAUUUCUCUGCUUUGCAGACACCAUUCAUUGGCAAGACAUCGUGCGUAACCCCUGGGCCUCCAACUUCACUCUGGUUCCAACGAAUGGCAGCUCAGGAUGUGGUCGUUGCCACAAGUCCUGCACAGGGCGAUGCUGGGGACCCACAGAGAAUCACUGCCAGACCUUGACCAAGACCGUGUGUGCAGAGCAGUGUGACGGACGCUGCUACGGGCCCUACGUCAGCGACUGCUGCCACCGCGAGUGCGCCGGGGGCUGCUACGGACCCAAGGACACCGACUGCUUUGCCUGUAUGAAUUUCAAUGACAGUGGUGCUUGUGUCACACAGUGCCCCCAGACCUUUGUGUACAACCCCACCACCUUCCAGCUGGAGCACAAUCACAAUGCCAAGUACACCUACGGGGCUUUCUGCGUCAAGAAGUGCCCACACAACUUUGUGGUAGAUUCCAGCUCUUGUGUCCGGGCAUGUCCGAGCUCCAAGAUGGAGGUUGAAGAAAAUGGUAUUAAGAUGUGCAAGCCCUGCACUGACAUUUGUCCUAAAGCCUGUGAUGGCAUUGGAACAGGGAGUUUGGUGUCAGCUCAGACAGUGGAUUCCAGCAACAUUGACAAGUUUGUAAACUGUACCAAGAUCAAUGGCAACCUCAUCUUCCUUGUCACUGGGAUUCAUGGAGACCCGUAUCACACGAUCGCUGCCAUCAAUCCAGAGAAAUUAAAUAUCUUCCAAACAGUGAGAGAGAUAACAGGGUAUUUGAACAUACAGUCAUGGCCUGAGAAUAUGACAGACUUCAGGGUGUUUUCUAACUUGGUUACCAUUGGUGGGAGAGCUCUCUACAGUGGCCUUUCCUUGCUCAUCCUAAAGCAACAAGGCAUCACUUCCCUGCAGUUCCAGUCCUUGAAGCAAAUCAGUGCUGGCAACAUCUACAUCACAGACAACAGCAAUUUGUGCUACUACCACACUGUCAACUGGACCAGCCUGUUCAGCACACCCAGCCAAAAGACAGUGAUCCACAGGAACAAAAGGGCAGAGAACUGCACUGCCGAUGGGAUGGUGUGCAACGAGCUGUGCUCCAGUGACGGCUGCUGGGGGCCGGGGCCAGACCAGUGCCUGUCCUGCAAGCGCUUCAUCCGGGGCAGGACCUGCAUAGACUCCUGCAACCUCUACGACGGGGAAUUCCGAGAGUUUGCAAACGGCUCUGUGUGUGUGGAGUGUGAUCCCCAGUGUGAGAAGAUGGAAGAAAACAUGAUCACCUGCUACGGGCCGGGACCUGACCACUGCACAAAGUGUUUCCAUUUUAAGGAUGGUCCAAACUGUGUGGAAAAAUGCCCUGAUGGCUUGCAGGGGGCCAACAGCUUCAUUUUCAAGUACGCCGAUGAGGAUCGGGAGUGCCAUCCAUGUCAUCCCAACUGCACCCAAGGGUGCAUAGGGCCACACCUGGAGGACUGCAUUGGGCUGAUGGAUAGAACCCCCCUGAUUGCUGCUGGAGUCAUUGGUGGCCUCUUCAUCAUCGUCAUCAUGGGCCUGACGUUCGCCGUGUACGUUCGGCGCAAAAGCAUCAAGAAGAAGAGAGCGCUGCGAAGGUUCCUGGAGACUGAGCUGGUGGAACCCUUGACCCCGAGCGGCACGGCGCCCAACCAAGCCCAGCUCCGCAUCCUGAAGGAGACAGAGCUGAAGAGAGUCAAGGUCCUGGGCUCCGGAGCCUUUGGAACAGUGUACAAGGGGAUCUGGGUCCCUGAGGGUGAAACAGUAAAGAUUCCUGUGGCCAUUAAGAUCCUUAAUGAGACCACUGGUCCAAAAGCCAACGUGGAAUUUAUGGAUGAAGCUCUCAUCAUGGCCAGCAUGGACCACCCACACCUGGUGAGACUCCUGGGUGUCUGUCUGAGCCCCACCAUCCAGCUGGUCACUCAGCUGAUGCCUCACGGCUGCCUCCUGGAUUAUGUCCAUGAACAUAAGGAUAACAUUGGCUCCCAGCUCCUGCUGAACUGGUGUGUUCAAAUAGCUAAGGGAAUGAUGUACCUGGAAGAGAGGAGACUCGUGCACCGGGACCUGGCAGCCCGUAAUGUCCUGGUGAAAUCACCAAACCACGUGAAAAUCACUGACUUUGGCUUGGCCAGACUCCUGGAAGGGGAUGAGAAGGAGUACAACGCUGAUGGGGGCAAGAUGCCAAUUAAGUGGAUGGCUCUGGAGUGCAUACACUACAGGAAAUUUACCCAUCAGAGUGAUGUGUGGAGCUAUGGAGUGACCAUCUGGGAGCUGAUGACCUUUGGUGGGAAGCCAUACGAUGGAAUCCCAACUCGAGAGAUCCCCGACCUCCUGGAGAAGGGAGAGCGCCUGCCCCAGCCCCCAAUCUGCACGAUUGAUGUUUAUAUGGUGAUGGUGAAGUGCUGGAUGAUUGAUGCUGACAGUCGGCCAAAAUUCAAGGAGCUGGCUGCUGAAUUCUCUAGAAUGGCUCGAGACCCUCAGAGAUACCUGGUAAUUCAGGGAGAUGAUCGUAUGAAGCUCCCAAGCCCAAAUGACAGCAAGUUCUUCCAAAAUCUUCUUGAUGAGGAAGACCUGGAAGAUAUGAUGGAUGCUGAAGAGUAUCUUGUUCCUCAAGCCUUCAACAUUCCUCCUCCCAUCUACACCUCCAGGACAAGAAUUGAUUCCAACAGGAACCAGUUUGUGUACCGGGAUGGCGGCUACACCGCCGAGGUGCCCAUGCCAUACAGGGCUCCGGGCUGCAUCAUUCCAGAAGCCCCAGCUGCUCAAGGAGCCGCAGCAGAGAUCUUUGAAGACUCUUGCUGCAAUGGCACGAUGCAGAAACAGGUGGCAACCCUGGCAAAAGAGGACAGCAGCACGCAGAGGUACAGCGCUGACCCCACCGUCUUCAUUCCCGAGCGGGUCGUGCGGGGAGAGCUGGAUGAGGACGGGUACAUGACGCCGAUGAGAGACAAACCUAAAACAGAUUACCUAAACCCAGUGGAAGAGAACCCAUUUGUUUCCCGACGAAAGAAUGGAGAUCUCCAAGCUGUGGACAACCCAGAGUACCACAGUGCUCCCAACGGGCAGCCCAAAGCCGAGGACGAGUACGUGAACGAGCCCUUGUACCUCAACACCUUCGCCAACACCUUGGAAAACGCCGAGUACCUGAAGAACAAUUUGCCAGAGAAAGCCAAGAAGGCCUUUGACAACCCAGACUACUGGAACCACAGCCUGCCCCCACGGAGCACCCUCCAGCACCCGGACUACCUGCAAGAGUACAGCACAAAAUACUUUUACAAACAGAAUGGACGGAUCCGGCCCAUAGUGGCAGAGAAUCCUGAAUACCUCUCUGAGUUCUCCCUGAAGCCUGGCACUGUGCUGCCCCCGCCGCCCUACAGACACCGGAACACCGUGGUGUAGCGGCUGUGCUCUCACUGAAGUGGAAAGGCAACCCCUUCUAGCUGCCUCACUCGUACUCUCUCGCUCCCCCUUCCUCCCUGCCCUUGCCCCUCCUUCCACCCUCCCUCCCUCUUUUUCUCCCAUGAGCUUCCUCUUCUUGCCAGUUCACUCAUUUUUGAUAUUUCUAAGUGAAAGGAUGUCUUGGAGUUGGUUGCAGAUUGGGUUGGGAGCCUGGAAGGAAGGAAAGAAAGAGACUGAAAGAAGGAGUGUACAACCUGGCCUUUCCCACUGUCGGCAGACACGGGGGUUGGAUGCCCAAGGAAGCCAGGUGGUGCUAGGAAAGGCCAGUGGCAGUGCUGCUGUCGAGCUCGUUCUCAGUGAUUCAACUGUAGGGAAAGCCACAGAAAGGCCGAUUCUUUCAGCAGGAACUGAUGAGAGUCUGUACAGCAUUCCUGGAAAUCUCCAUGCAAUUUCCAUCAGGGUGAAAAAUGGACAAUUUUUAUAUCCUGUGUGAUAGCGUAGUAAUUGAGAUUGAGAAUCCAAUUUCUUUCUCUAACACUUUCUAUCCCAGCAACUGAAAAUGGCUAACAUAGCUUUUCAAAAACAUUCAGAUCUUCAUUGUGGCUUUCCAAGAAAUGAUGAUGUGACUCCCACAAACAGCUAAGCCCCUCUUCUGAGCCACACCGUGAUUUUGUGCCAAUUCCCAGCCACGGAGACUCCUGCUCAGAACUGGUACCUGACAUGACCAUUUUUGUAUGUGUGCCAACACAACAAUCACUUUAAACACAACACCUUUCAGAAGAGAGUAACAAAACCACACCUCCAAUAUGUUCAUUUGAAGCUAAAAACCAGGCCAAGAAAUGAAGAUUUGUAUCCCAAAAGCAUUGCUUUCCUGUUUUAUACCUGCUGACUAUAAACACUUCAAAAGAUUGUCGCUAAUUCCUCCCUCUUUUUCUUCUUCAUGGUCAUGAAGGGAGCUGGGGAUGCUGUCAGGCAACACUGAGGACAAGACAGAGAACUGAAGAGUUUGAUUUUCUGUGGGGUGGGGUGGGAAGGGUCCUUUAAACUGGAAGACAGACACUGGACUGGAGAAAACGCACAUAGCGGUUCACUGGAAAGUUAGUUUGCACUUAACCUCUGAUUUUAUUUGAACUGUUUUCUGGAUUUUGAAUGAAGCAAUAUGGAAGUGACCAGCAAAAUACAAAAUAAUAAUUUUAAAUUAAAAAAAGAAAUAUAAAUUAUUUGUAAAGGAUGACUGUGGAAAUGCCAAAAUGAAGCAAAUCGAGUCUUUGGAACAAAGUCUGCCACUCCUGAGAGGCCGAUGCAGUGACUGCUUCAGAGAAUACAGUGAGAGAGCAGCCAGCUCUUCCUGCUGCUCUAUGAAGGACAGCAGAGCAAGCCCUGGAAAGGAUCAGGGGAGGCAAAUGUCCUGCUCUGGCUUGCAGCAUGAUACAGAAUACCAUUUUUCUAAAAGGAGGAUUACUCUGGCACAGAAGACAGUGCAUAUGAGGUUUGAGAAGUCAAAAUGUGCAUGAUUUGCAGAGCUUUCUGUCAAAAAUGUAAAUAAGUAUGAGUCAGUCUCCUUGCACUUAGUUCUGCUUUUAUCAACCUCAGUUUUUAGGUAGACACCCCCUGACCUGCUCCUCUUUGGAAAUCUCUUUCAAACCAGAGUUCUGGACGUUUUUAGUGAUCUGGGGCAGAUGGAGCUGGGAAGGGAGACACCAAGGCUUGCUCCUGGCACUCCAACCCUGUGUGUGUAAGAGCAUUUGUGAGCCUACUUCCCACCAAACAUCUUAAGGAACUAUGAGGUACCUUUGGAGAUCUGCCUGUCUCUAUCCAUCAAGGCUUUUCAAGGGAAGAAACAAUACCUGGUGGAUGGCAACCUUGGGUGAUGCAACAGUAUUUCAGUUUAUGUGCUUCAGCUCUGUUAGGGCUGAGAUCUUUGGGGUGACCUAACCUGGCAACAAACCCAGCAACAACCAGAGGUCUGGAAAUGGCAUCACCCUCCUCUAAAUUCCUGCCAUUCCAACAGCUUGCCACCUUUAAUCUUAGGGAAGCAGAGGAAGGGAGUAAGAAACAAGCAAUAGCUACCUGAAGCUUAGUAGGUCAGCUUGACAAAGGUGUGAAGAGAUGUUAAACCUGGCUUGGUUGUUAUCCUUGUCGAUGGAAAACAAGCUGUGUU
Molecule: messenger RNA, 5950 nt
Organism: Motacilla alba alba
Lineage: Eukaryota; Metazoa; Chordata; Aves; Passeriformes; Motacillidae
Gene: ERBB4
Product: erb-b2 receptor tyrosine kinase 4
Exons: 27
Coding region: 133-3789 (1218 amino acids)
Biological process (GO): positive regulation of kinase activity; cell surface receptor protein tyrosine kinase signaling pathway; protein phosphorylation
Cellular component (GO): basal plasma membrane; signaling receptor complex
Molecular function (GO): ATP binding; transmembrane receptor protein tyrosine kinase activity; epidermal growth factor receptor binding
Source: RefSeq, a predicted model, not a curated record